AGGUUGUCAAUUGUCAAAAGUGCGUUCUCUAAUUCUCUACGGAAAUAGGUUUAUGUUGUGUAUUUUAAGAAAAAUGCCGAAAUACUAUUGUGAUUAUUGCGAUACUUACUUGACCCACGAUUCACCUAGCGUCAGAAAAACCCAUUGUACGGGCAGGAAACACAAAGAUAACGUAAAGUUCUAUUAUCAGAAAUGGAUGGAAGAACAAGCACAACAUCUUAUUGAUGCUACGACCGCCGCGUUCAAAGCUGGUAAAAUUGCUCAGAAUCCAUUUGGUAACAAAGGAGCAGCCAUACCUCCUCCUUGGGAUCCUUCUGUUAUGGCGCAAGGAGGACCCAGACCACCCGUACCCGCACCUGGUGGACCUCCAGGGAUGUUGCCACCUCCGGGAAUGGGUCCCGGCGGACCUAUGGCUCCUCCUAUGAUGAUGGGACCACAUGGACCUAUGCCUCCAAUGAUGGGGAUGCGGCCACCUAUGAUGGGUCCAUUGAUGGGACCCAUGGGCCCUAUGGGUCCAAUGGGUCAGAUGAGACCCCCGUUAAUGAAUGGACCUCCAAUGAACAAAUAGUGCAAAGUGAACAAUUAUAAAUGAACAAUAUAGACAAAGAUGUCUAGAAAACGAGAAAGUGUUGCAUAUUUAAGGUUAUGUUAAUUACAGAUGUAAAUGUAUUAAAUAUAUUUAAAGUGAAUGUAAAGAUUGUUUUAAUGUUCAUAUAUCAUUCAUUAUUAUAAAAGCAGUUAAAAUGUAGUAAAGAGUGACCCAAGAGAGUUUUUGCAAACUGUUUCAACAGUAAUUACUAGAGUUGUGAUACUCAUACAAGUUUUAACCUCAUGAAUACAUCUUGAUAAUGUUGCUUAGAGACAUUAAG
Messenger RNA from Papilio machaon (common yellow swallowtail), 869 nucleotides. It is a transcript of the gene snRNP-U1-C, whose product is annotated as U1 small nuclear ribonucleoprotein C. Gene Ontology annotation, biological process: mRNA splicing, via spliceosome; mRNA 5'-splice site recognition; spliceosomal snRNP assembly. NCBI's taxonomy places the organism in Eukaryota, Metazoa, Arthropoda, Insecta, Lepidoptera, Papilionidae. The transcript has a single exon. Gene Ontology annotation, molecular function: zinc ion binding; pre-mRNA 5'-splice site binding. The record is from RefSeq and is a predicted model, not a curated record. The coding region runs from base 53 to 568 and encodes 171 amino acids. Gene Ontology annotation, cellular component: nucleus; U1 snRNP.